AUGCAGCCUGCAGCAGCAGCAGCAGCAGCAGCAGCAGCAGCAGCAGCAGCAGCAGCAGUAGCAGCAGCAGCAGCACAGCAGCAGCAGCAACUGCAGCAGCAGCAGCAGCAGCAACUGCAGCAGCAGCAGCAACAGCAGCAACACCAACAACAACAACAACAACAACAACAACAACAGCAGCAGCAGAAACAACAGCAAAAGCAGCAGCAGCAGCAGCAGCAGCAGCAGCAGGAGCAGCAAAUACAUCAACAGCAGCAACUGAAACAGCAGCAGCAGCAACAGCAGCAGCAACAGCAGCAGCAGCAGCAGCAGCAGCAUACUCUUGCAUGCAUUUUCAUGCGUGAAGUUUUUCUGACAGCAGCAGCAGCAGCAACAGCAGCAGCAGCAGCAACAGCAGCAGCAUAUGAGGAACAGUUUAUAUAUUUAUUCGAGCAACAGCAGCAGCAACAGCAGCAACACCAAGAGCAGCAGCAGCAGCAAAGCAAGCACCAGCAGCAGCAAAGCAAGCAGCAGCAGCAGCAAGACAAGCAGCAGCAGCAGCAGCAGCAGCAAUACCAUGAGGAGCAGCUGAUAUAUUUGUUCUAA
Molecule: messenger RNA, 585 nt
Organism: Eimeria mitis
Lineage: Eukaryota; Apicomplexa; Conoidasida; Eucoccidiorida; Eimeriidae
Exons: 3
Coding region: 1-585 (194 amino acids)
Source: RefSeq, a predicted model, not a curated record